Molecule: messenger RNA, 430 nt
Organism: Verruconis gallopava
Lineage: Eukaryota; Fungi; Ascomycota; Dothideomycetes; Venturiales; Sympoventuriaceae
Exons: 1
Coding region: 25-423 (132 amino acids)
Source: RefSeq, a predicted model, not a curated record
CAUUGAGAGCGGCUCCUCUGGUAGAUGGAUCUCAGCCAUCUAAUUCAGGUGCGAUCCCCAACCAAGCCGGGAAGCGAGAGGAGACAACCGAGCUCCAGAACGCGGAGCUUUCUGGCCACAAUGCUCGCGCAAGCCGUGUGUCCGACGCCUCUGUGCCACACAGCCUUGGAUACUUGGAGCUUAGCUUACAGGCCUGGCGCGUUACAUCAGGUGCUGGCGCAAGCCAGUUCAGAAGAGCGGAGCGUGCUCGAGCAAGGGAAGGAGUCGAGUAUGGCCAAGACUUGUACGGCGCAUGCCUCGAGGAUGCAGAUAAGGCGGACAACGAGCUCAACAAUGCAGGAUGGGCUCUCUGUACCAUGUCAUAUAGAAGCAUGUAUAGGACGUGAUUUCUCUCACAUAGAAGACUGUCCUCUGCACGGAUAAAUCCAAG